Messenger RNA from Dendrobium catenatum, 2374 nucleotides. RefSeq names its product COBRA-like protein 7. Gene Ontology annotation, biological process: cellulose microfibril organization. NCBI's taxonomy places the organism in Eukaryota, Viridiplantae, Streptophyta, Magnoliopsida, Asparagales, Orchidaceae. The record is from RefSeq and is a predicted model, not a curated record. Bases 147 to 2138 code for a protein of 663 amino acids. The transcript has a single exon. Gene Ontology annotation, cellular component: membrane.
UACUCUCUGCUUGCAAAAAUCAAAAAGAGAAAAAAACACUCUUCAACGAUCCAAAUUCUACCUGCCAGCUUCCUCUCAGCUGUUCUUCUUCUCAAACGCGCUUUUACUUCUUCAUACCCCGUUAUCCCACCCUCUCUCUCUCUCUCAUGGCCAACCCAAUGCUAUUGCUCCUCUUACUGAUCUCCGUAGCAAACUUCCUCCGACCAUCUACCUCACAGAGUUUGCCGGCGGCGCAACCAUCUAACUUAACGACCUGUAACGGCAUCUUCAUCAACUACCUGUUCGAGAACCGGCAAAAGAUCCAUCCUUUCGUUUCCGAACCCACCAAGCAACCCUAUUCUUUCGGCGCCAACGUCACCCUGCUCAACUCAGGUACCAUCGUUCUCAAAGCCUGGACCCUCGUCAUCGGCUUCUCCCACCUUGAGAUCCUCGUUUCCAUCUCAAACGCCGUCCUUGCGGACGGCUCCGCUCUCCCCUUCCAGUCCGAUCCCAAAACUCCCGUGGAGUUCUCCGGCUUUCCCAACCCCGAUCUCAAAACCCCCAUCGCCACAGCAGGAGACCUCUCCCAGAUCCAGACCUCCGUCUCCAUCAUCGGAACCCAGUUUGGUGUUUCUAACCCAGCCAUCCCCCUUCCUUCCACUCUGUCUCUGUCCGACCCUGCCUGGACUUGUCCUCCUGCAGCCAUCGACCGUUCCAAUAGAUCCAUCUCCACUUGUUGUGUGCAGAAUCUUGAUCCUAGCACUAACUCCACCUUGAACGACAACUCCACUCUCGCUGACGAAAACUUCCUUCCUCGCCGCGCCGGCGACCUCUCCAUUACUUACGACGUCAUCCAGGCCUUUCCUUCGAGCUACCUCGCGCUCGUCACGAUCGAAAACGAAAGCCCCCUUGGCCGCCUCGACAACUGGCGGCUUUCCUGGGAGUGGAUGCGCGGUGAGUUCAUAAACUCCAUCAGAGGCGCUUACACAUCUUUAGUUUCGUCCUCCGACUGUAUUUUCGGGAAGCAGGGUGAGUUUUACAAAGAUCUAGAUUUCUCCAAGGUCGUAAAUUGUCAGAAGAUACCAACAAUAUUAGAUCUCCCCUCUUCAAUGGCUAAUGACAAUGAUCUUGGCAAGAUCCCCUCUUGCUGCCGGAACGGCACCAUCCUUCCGAAAUCUAUGGACGCCUCCCAGUCUGCCUCUGCUUUUCAACUCCAGGUAUACAAAAUGCCGCCGGACGACAACCGCACCAUUUUGAACCCUCCACAAAACUGGCAUAUCACCGGUGUGACACUGAACCCCGAUUACACCUGCGGCGCACCAAUCCGCGUCGCGCCUAGCAAAUUCCCUGACCCCAGCGGCCUCCAGUCCAACUCCUCGGCCAUUGCAUCAUGGCAAGUGAUUUGUAACAUUUCUCAGCCAAAAAACUCCAAGCCCAAGUGCUGCGUCUCCUUCUCUGCUUAUUAUAACGACUCCGCCGUCCCUUGCAAAACCUGCGCCUGCGGCUGCCCGGCCUCAAGCUUAUCUCGCACUUGUAAUGCCACGGCCCCCGCUCUUCUCCUCCCUCCCGACGCCCUCCUCGUUCCCUUCGAUAACCGUAGCGCAAAGGCGUUGGCUUGGGCUGAGAUCAAACACUUGGCCGUUCCUAAACCCAUGCCCUGCGGCGAUUUCUGCGGCGUGAGCGUUAAUUGGCAUAUCAAUACUGACUACGGGAAGGGGUGGACGGCGAGGGUAACUCUGUUCAAUUGGGAUGAUGUGAGCUUGGCCAACUGGUUUAUGGCCGUCGAGAUGCCCAAAGCUUACGAUGGAUUUGAGGCUAUGUAUUCGUUCAACGCGACGGCGAUAGGGAAGGAUACAAUCUUCAUGCAGGGGCUACCGGGAUUGAAUUAUUUGAUGGGAGAAGUGGAUGGAUCAAAUCCAGCGAGUGACCCGAGAGUGCCAGGCAAGCAGCAGUCUGUGAUCUCGUUCACCAAAUCGAAAACUCCGGGGAUUAAUGUGCCUUCUGGAGAUGGAUAUCCUUCAAAGGUAUUCUUUAAUGGAGAAGAGUGCUCGUUGCCGGACAUGAUUCCGACGGGCGGUGCUUCGAGGAUUGGGGGUGAAGGCAGAGUUUCCAUGGUUUUGAUUUUACUUGCUACUGUUUUUGUUCUAUUUGGGCAAUAGGUCGAACGGUUUGGUUGCAAUGCCUAUUCUUUGGUUCUUUUGGUGCUGAAAGGCUGUCACAGAGCUCAGAAAGGGAGGAAUGAAGCAAACUGUAGCGAGUAUGAAAGUCAACAUUCUGUGUUAAAUGGGCACAUAGUGUUCUUAUUCAUUGAUGUUGAUCUGCUACUUCUUUGUUCCAAAAAUUAAUGGUUUUUGUCCUGGAGAAACUUAUGAUGGCAUACAGUUUUCAUAUUUCA